AUGCUCCAGAACAUCCAUUUCCUCGCCCUGCCAUCUCAACAACGUCGCCUCCGAGCUCCAAGGGCGACAGAUCACGCCCCCUCCUUGUAUUCCCUACAUCAUAACCUGAAGCACGGCGACGGGAACCCUAAGAAGUUCCUACACAAGCAAGUGACCACUACACACAUGUGCACCGACGGCCCAUGCAGCAUCGAAAAGGAGGAUAGCGAGACCUACACCAUUGAAUGGAACGCCUCUAUCGCCGACCCGCGAGGCUUCUUCAGCGCCGGCUUCGCCGUCUCCGAGGCCAUCACCACAGGUGUGACGAAGGCCUGCAGCAACCAAGAAGGCACGGAGAACCAGUCGCUCUGUGUGUGGUGGUCGCUUGCGCAUACCGAGUACGAGGUCCAGGACUGGGAGAUGUCGGGGUGCGGGAGCUCCAAGCCCAAGAGGGGCGUAUACAAGAUCACGGCGCCAAAUGCGGAUGAUGGGAAGAAUACCUCGUGUUGUGUGAGGAAUAAUUGUAGGGGUAAUGGGGAUGAGUACUGGGCAGAUGACAAGGCGAUACGGGCUGAUGUAUUGGGGGAUUAUGUGCAGCCAAGUUUGGUACACUUCUUGUUAGUCAUGCUAUCGUUUGGCUCUUGA
Colletotrichum paranaense is the source of this 624-nucleotide messenger RNA. RefSeq lists its product as uncharacterized. The record is from RefSeq and is a predicted model, not a curated record. The transcript is spliced from 3 exons. NCBI's taxonomy places the organism in Eukaryota, Fungi, Ascomycota, Sordariomycetes, Glomerellales, Glomerellaceae. Bases 1 to 624 code for a protein of 207 amino acids.